This is a messenger RNA of Drosophila novamexicana, 1157 nucleotides long. RefSeq lists its product as uncharacterized. The record is from RefSeq and is a predicted model, not a curated record. The transcript is spliced from 3 exons. Gene Ontology annotation, molecular function: voltage-gated monoatomic anion channel activity. Gene Ontology annotation, biological process: monoatomic anion transmembrane transport. Gene Ontology annotation, cellular component: mitochondrial outer membrane. The coding region runs from base 87 to 1067 and encodes 326 amino acids. NCBI's taxonomy places the organism in Eukaryota, Metazoa, Arthropoda, Insecta, Diptera, Drosophilidae.
UUAAAUAAAAACAACAAUUUUAAAUUCUUUUUGGUUCUUUAGAUAUUUAUUUUUUUAACUAAAUUAACGGUUUCCAUUUUAACGUAAUGCCAUCAUUAACGAAAAGGUUCAGCUUUAAAAAAAGGAGAAAUGGUCCUGGGGCAGCAAACGAGGAAGGUAAUGGUGAUGGCGGCACCAGCAAUAAUUUAACUGAUGAGGAGAUAAUACCCGGCCCUCCCGCGGAGGGCGAUAUGCCGACGUUUUUUCACAUCGGCUCAUUGGCCAAGCAGUGCCUGAUAUCCGGCUAUAAAAUUGGCACUUGGCAUAUCGAUUGCACUACAAAAGUUAAAGAUAAAGUCACCUUAUUUAGUUAUGGAUCUGGUAAACCUAACUUUGACAAUGUCUGGGGCGGCGUGGGCAUGCGCCAGAAAUGGGGUAUCUGGGACUUGUUUCAGGUUUGGCAGACCGAUAACAUAAUGGGUGCGGUUGGUGGACAAUCUAAAUUAGUUGGCGGUACGGCAAAUGCUAUGUUGUGGGCCAUAUAUAAUCCACACGACGGUUCUGGUGUCAAGCUUCAAGUGUAUUCCGGCUACGAGCGAUCGCCCAUCAAGUUUGAUUUGAUUAUACCAGUUUUGAAUGUUCCAAGAUUAAUGGGCUAUGCGCUUUUACAUAUCGCCAAGAAUUGGCUGUUGGCGUUUCGAAUGGAUUAUGACAUUGCCGAGAGGGCCAUUCAGAAGCAUGCAAUAUGUGGGGGCUAUUAUAAUGGAAGCACCGAAUUGGGCCUUAAGUUCGAGGACUUCAAGGAUUGGCGUGGCUCCAUAUUUCAGCGCUUAGGUAAGCGCUGGGCUGUUGCCUUCAAGGCGGACCUUUACACCGAGGAGCCAAGACAAUAUGCUGUUGGCGGACAGUACCAGAUCAAUGAUAACUCGCUGCUUAAGGCCACGGUGCGCGACAAUGGUUUCUUGGGUCUAGUCUACCAGUUAAACCUCACAGAAAACAUUGGAAUUACGUACCACGUGGGCUUAGAGCUUAAAGAUCCCAUUAAAGGAGAGCAUAGAGUUGGUAUAUCAUGUAGUCUUAGGGCUUAAUUUAAAACAUUUUUAUUAAUUUAUUACAAGAGACAAAAUUCAUAUGUAAUCUAAAUGAAGAGUAUUGUGGGCUUGGAUUAAUUCUUAACC